CGGCGGUAUACCGCAACACUAGAACAGUACCAUAUGUUUUUUGACGUUUCGAACCAAUCGAUGCUGUAACCUAUUGGUGCUAUUGGUUUAAAAUUUUAAGAGUUUUAUCAAUAAAUUAAUUAAAACAUCUAACAACAAUGCUUAUGCUGAGUAGAACAUCGUCUCUAACUAUACGAGUGCUGGCAGCUCGUAUAGCCGGCGCACGCAAUUGCAGCAAAGAUUACGACUCAUCCGAUGAUGAAAAAGAACCAAAAUCAAAACAACAAAAGAAUAAGGACGUGAAAGAGGCUGGAACGCAACCUACAACUACACCAAGUAAGGCUGAUGUGGAAUCUACUGAAGAGCCGGCCAUCACACGCCUAAACCGUUUGCUGGCGAGCAUGCCAACGGAGAAUGCCUAUUCAUUGGCAAAUAAAAAUAACAAUGUAACCUUACCACGGCCAGGUGAUGCACGAAAAAAACGAAAAGAAGAAACAAAACAAGAAAUUGAGUCGAGAGAUAUUUAUGUUGCCGCAAAACGUGUGGCUUCUUUAGCGGGAGAUGGUGAACAAAAACAGCAAAUAGAAUCGGAAUUACUCGCAAAACUACUGGGGCAUAAUCAAGAAGAGAAAGAUGUAAACAAACAGAACAAUGCUGAAUCAAGUAACACAAGUUCAGAAUUAAGUCUAAGCGAACUAAUUGUGGGCAUGAAAAUUGAUCGCUCACAACCACCAAAAGAGUUAAGCCGUGGUGAAUUUGUGCGUCGCUCAAUUGCAGCAAAAACUAAACCACACCAACAACAAGAUCAACAAAGUGUGCAAAAAGAACGUAAACGUGAAGCAGCAACCUAUACUGGCAGUGUUAACUUAUUUGGUUCUGAACCACUGGGCAUUUUCAAAAAUACCGCCGAUUUGCGGGAUGUACCCGAUAUACUCACCACCUGGGCACAUCUACAGAAAAAUGAACUAAAACUGUUAGUAACACAUCCGCCCGCAAAUUAUUUCGAAAAGUUAGCAUUAUGGACGGAACAAGGAAAAGUUUGGCGUUUUCCUAUUGACAAUGAGCAAGACUUAAGUGAUGAAGCGAAUGUAGACUUCUCUGAGCAUAUCUUUCUGGAGCAGCACUUGGAACCAUGGUGUCCAGAAAAGGGACCGAUACGUCAUUAUAUGGAGCUAGUAUGUGUCGGUCUUUCAAAGAAUCCGUACAUAACAGCAAAAGAGAAGAAAGAGCAUAUAUUGUGGUAUCGUGACUACUUUGAAGCGAAAAAGGAUAUACUCAAAGACUUGAUUAGUCAAGAGAAGAAACCAAGCACAAGUGGAGAACAGAAACAGCUGAGCUCAUAAGUUUUUGUUUUGUUGUGCGUUAUGUGCAAAUAAAUAUAAAAUAUAAAAUGUUUUCACAAACUUA
Molecule: messenger RNA, 1386 nt
Organism: Bactrocera oleae (olive fruit fly)
Lineage: Eukaryota; Metazoa; Arthropoda; Insecta; Diptera; Tephritidae
Gene: mRpS31
Product: mitochondrial ribosomal protein S31
Cellular component (GO): mitochondrial small ribosomal subunit
Molecular function (GO): structural constituent of ribosome
Source: RefSeq, a predicted model, not a curated record